AUGUCACGUCCCCAAGACCCCUUUAAAACAUCAACAGUGGCUAACAACGAGCCUUCAUUACCUCCAUCUUGCGAUCCCUUAUCGAGGACGCCAUCUACCGCACAACGAACAACCUCUAUAGAUUUGCCAUCUGACCGUGCUACAUUAUUCUUUGUGCGCCGCACACUUUGCUCACAGCUUGGUGAUAAACAUCGUUGUUCUCCACCGGCUCCUAUCAACGAAAUACUUCCGCCUUUAACCAGUAGCAAUGAUAUAGAUCUCCAACUAUAUGCGUGUAUUGCCAUUUUAUUUCGCGAGUAUGUGCAGACGUGGUACCACAAGAUUACUCCUGAUCAAACCUUUGUUGACGAGUUGGUGAAGAUCAUUGCGCACUGCACCAGAGCUCUUGAACAGAGGUUACGGAAGGUUGAUUUAGAGAGUUUACUAUUUGACGAAAUUCCUGAACUUCUAGAUGCUCAUAUUCAAGCUCAUCGAAUAUCGUAUCUGCCUCUUCAUCCUCCCCCUAUAUCUCAAAAUUCACGACAAAUUUACCACUCACUAACACCACUUCCCGCCCUUUCUCCUGUCCCUGGCGAAGUAGAAGAAUCAUCGGCACACCGUCAGGCAGAAAAUGAGUCGGCCUAUCGGCAACUUUUGAGCCAGGGAGUAUUGGCCCUCCUUCUACCCACAGAAGACCUUGAAAAUGAUUGCCUUGUCAGCAUUGUUAGUGAAUUAGUAUCAGAAACUCUGCUAGGUGUGAUUGGAAAAAGAGCAGCUGAGCCAUGGCAAUUAUGGGAAGGAAUUGCAAAGCUUGCAGGCUUACUAAAGCCACGAAUUCCUCCCAACAAUGUACGAGAACGAAACGAGCAGACAACCUCAGGGAAUGAAAACCCGUUCAUAUCGAAGGCUGCAGAAAAAGACACGAUUAACUAUAGAGCUCGUCAAAAAUUGCAGAAACAUUUUUGGGCUUUUCUUCAAUGUGGAUAUUUAGCGUUUACCAUGGUCCGAUUAUUCUUUCACACCAUGUCAUCUGCAUCAUCUCUUCCGUCACGGAAUAGACAGAUGUUCCAAGAAGCGGGAAAAAAUAAUCUUUACCAUAAAGAUAUGUCUAAAGCUCCCCACCAACAAUACCAGCAAGUAUCAUCGAAGCAACCGAUAGUGACCAUGAAGAUCUGGACUUGCGCUGCUAGACUUAUUGACUUAGAUGUGCGCAUGCCAUGGCUAGCUGCUUUUUUUUCAAUGCUUCAAUGGGCUACUCUUACCGGGCCUGGGCAAAUUGGCAAAACUGACGGGAUAUUUGAUAAGUUUCUUUCACAUGCAAUACGCACCCACGUUCUGGUUCCUACCGUGCUGCCCGAGCUUCUGAAAAUGACUCGUACCGUCCUAUUUCCGAACAACAUGCUGGCUCCACCACGUCUAGCUCCCGAUGCUAGUGAGAGCCUCGCCAUUCGCCGACAAUGUGCCGAGGCUCUCCUCAAUCUCGUUCCUACGGGGAUCAGGGAGACAUAUUUUGGGCCAGGAUGGGAGAAAAUGGUGAGGGAAAUGGAGGCGAGUCUCGACGUUUUGGGCGAUAGCUAUUGUAACAAGCACCUCAUGUAUAGCCUGGUUGACCUGGUAGUCGUACGACUGAUGCCCGAGUUGGCCGAAAGCGGCGUCGAGGCCCUGCUGGCAGAGCGCCUGCACUAG
This is a messenger RNA of Blumeria graminis f. sp. triticale, 1665 nucleotides long. The record is from the annotation of a GenBank genome assembly. Lineage: Eukaryota; Fungi; Ascomycota; Leotiomycetes; Helotiales; Erysiphaceae.